UUUUCCCCUCAGUUAUGUCCCUUUAUAAGAAUGUAAUUUGUGAAAGACAUUCGGCGCAAACUACAAAGAUUACAUUAUGAAAAAUGGAGGAGGAACGCAAGCAGUCUAAUUUAAAUAAGGAGUUAUCCAAAUAUCGAAAUCGCAAUAAAAGAACAAGUGAUGUGUUCGAUGAUGCUUAUGACAAUAACAACCAGAACAGACCUCCAUGCGAUGACUCUCACCAAUGCUCUAAAAGAACUAAGAGAGAGGAUCCUCAUUUUGGAUCAAGUUUUCAAAUGGGACCGCCUUCUAUUAAAUCUGAAUCAACAGAUGAACAUGUAACACCCAAUACUUUUGUUAGUGUCAACUCAUCUCUGGCAUCCCUUGGGGCACCACGGAUCCUUUUAAUUAACCAACAAGUAAAUGCUGAUCACCAACAACAGCCAAGACGUGAGGCUUCUAUUUACCAUCAUCUGCUGCGUACUCCUCCAUCCAUAAAAAAUAACAGAGUAUAUUUACGAAGAAAUAAUGAUGAGGAAUAUCGAGGCUUUGAUCGAUUUGCUAGAGUGUCAGAUGAAAUAAUCCUUCGUAUAUUCCACCAUUUACCGCGUCACAUGAUGUGUACAUGUGCUUUGGUCUGUAGGAGAUGGGCUCGUAUUGUUUGUGAUGUUUCUUUAUGGAGAAGAAUGGACAUGGGUGGUCGUCCACUUAAAGUAGGAAUUUUAAAAAUUUUACUGGAAAGAGGGGUUGAAGUGUUGCGUCUUAACAGAUCUGAGGUGAUGGGUGAUUUCUCUAGCACAGUGCAAGGUGCACCAGACCCUAGAAGAUCUCCUUUAUCAGAAGAAAGAAUGUAUCGUCUCCAACUGCUGGAUAUGAGUAUGGCCAAUGUCAAGACAAGUCUGGUGGAGUCAAUGUUAAAGUUUUGUCCCAAUCUGAAAAAAAUCAGCUUAGAAAACAUUCCGGUUACAGAACAAUUACUCAUAAAUUUAGCUGUGAAUAGCCCAUAUCUGGAAGUAUUAAAUUUAUGCAUGUGUGUUGGAACAACAGCAAAAGGAUUGGAAUGUAUAUUUGAGAACUGUACAAACCUCACCCAGCUAAAUAUUGCCUGGACAUACAUGUCAGAAGAAGAAAUCAAGACUAUCUGUCAAAUAAUGCCGUCACAAAUGAAAGCCCUAGAUAUAAGCGGAAACAGAGAAAAGCUAAGUGAUCAAGAUGUUGAGACUCUGUGCCAAAGGUGUUCUUACAUGCAAGACCUUGACCUCAGUGACUCCACAGAGAUAACCAACUUGACUAUUGACAAUAUAGCUCAGCAUCUAAAGAAGCUUCAAAAAAUUUCUUUCAGCCGCUGUUAUUCUCUUAGUCCUACUUAUGUUUCCCAUUUAUGUGAACUCCGAGACCUGAAGGUCAUCAAUGUUUUUGGUAUGAUGAGGGAUACAUCGCUCAAUGUCUUGGAGCAGAACAUGAAACGUUACAGAGUCAACAAGGAACCAUUUUCUUGCAUUGCCAGACCCACACCCAGCAACUGUAAAAAAAUAUUUAUGUGGAACGUUUCACCCAGGCAUGGUCCUUGUUUGUAGUAAGAACCAUAUGUGUGCCUUGUGACUCAAUAUUGUCAAAUGGAGUAACUAAGAAAGUCGUGUGUCAGCUUAUUUAAUGUUUAAAAUUGUGAGUUAGGAUUGGACUAGAGGUAAAGACUUGUGCCAAAGUCAUUAGAGUAAGCUUAUGAGUUAACAGACUUAUUUCACUUUAUAAGUGACAUUUUUAUAAGUGAUGUGUACAAGUAUUUUUAAGUUUGAAAGUGACUAUGUAUGUAAUUGGAUAUAAGUUAUUUCCUUCAAGUCUAGAUUAAAUGCAGUAGUAUUGUUUUUCCUUUAGAUCUUGUCUGUAAUUUGUUUUAGCCCAAAUAUGUUUGCAUAAGCAAAGAUAAAACAAUAUUAAUUUUAAUGUUUGUUUUUUUUUAAAUAUUAUAACUGCAUUUUAGUCUGCGUUUUGUGUAAUUUAAAAAAAAAUAAUUAGUGUAUUUUUUUGGCCUUUUUUGUUCUAAUACUAUUGUCAGUCAAAACAUGUUUUGUUAUUAGUUAAUGGAAGAAAUUUUAUUCUUUGCUUAUAAUAUUUAUGCCAAUACACCAUAUAGUUGGACAAAGCAUAUCAUAGUUUGAUAGAAAUUUUAUUUUUUGGGGCAUUAGCAAUUAAAACUGUUGUCAUGGUAGUUCACUGUUUAAAUUCUGCUGUCAUCCUCUGCCAUCAUUCAGGGGGUGGGCUACCACACAGUAACUAUAGAUUAUGAAGGAAUGUUUUAAAAAAUAUCAAAUAAAACUACCUGUGUUUUAUUGGUAGUUUGUGACAUGAGUUGUUUUUCCACCAAUCACCUUUUGUCUACAUAUCACAAACUUAACCAGAAUGGAAGUAGAGAUUCAAAACUGAUCAAUGUUGAUUGUUUAUUCAUUGUAUGCUAUCAUUUCAUAUUUUUGUAAGGCUAAAAUAAGUUUAUGUGAGAAUAGUUUAAUAGUCAUCAAGCAUUUCACUGAAGACUCGAAACAACUUUAUAUCAGUUAAUAGGGAAAUUCAAGCAUUUUGUAUGAUACUGAACUACUUGAAAGAUUAGACAGUAUCCAAACGGCUUGUUCCAUUCAUAGAUAUAUAUUUUAGUAAAUAGAUCUAUAUUUGUCUGAUGUGCAAUUUUGAUUUUGUAAUGAUUUUUAUGAGCACUUUUUCAUGAUUUACUUUAGAUCAGAUUUUGCUUUUGCAUGAUUUAAUUUUACAUAUGACUAAAUAGACUUUGUUUUGAUUGUACAUUCUUUUAGAAACAUGCAUUUUUUUAAAACACAGUGAUAACAGUUUGUAAUUCACUUCAAAAGAACAUUUACUGCCUGAUUGAACUAGGUGUAUACAAAUGUAAUUAUCUAAUUGGAUAAUUUUGAUUUUCUUAAGCGAGAGUUUUUAUGUGUGUUUAUUUUAAAAAAUGAAUGGGUUUGUGUCACUUUGCUUGUUAAUGUAAAAAUAUUUUUGAAAGGUAACUAUUUUCAUAAAUUUUUAUUGAUUGAUUCCAAUUUUAUUUAAUAAUCUCUGUAAUGGUAUGUAUAUGAUUGUAUCAUAAAUCUGGAAUUUGUAUUUAAAGAAAACUUGGAGACCACUUGUGAUCAAUGGUGUCAAACAUGACAGUCCCAUUUUUCAACAGAUUUCAAGAAUCAUUUCUUUAGAAUAAACUAUUACAAUUGGAGGACUUGCUGUUUGUAUUAUAUACAUUCUGAUGCAAAUUUUUAAAACUUUGAUAAAAUCAAUUUGUAUUAUUAAACAUUUAGAACUUUGUUUAAAUUUUAAAGAUGUAAUUCAUUACUGUAAUUUUGUUCAAUGUUAUCAACCAAAUUUUGGGACAUUUCUUUUAAUUUUAAAUCAUUUACAUAUUUUUUUUCUUGAAGAUAAGAAAUAAUAUGUAAUAGGACUUUGUUGAAGUGACUGUCUAUAAAUAUACAAAUUCAAAAUAUUGGCAUUUUGACAGAAUGUUUCAAUAGAAUUUAGCAGUAAGUAAUUGUUUGGUCUAAUGACUGAGAUGGCAUAAUUGUGCUGGGUUAACCUACAAUUUAUUGUGUGUGUUUUCUCAUUCACAUCUAGUCUAGUUUUUAGGACAAGGAAUUUUAGUUCAGAAUCUUCCUAGAAUCAUACACUAUUCAACUGAGUUCAUUAAAUGUGUGUUUCACCUUUU
Molecule: messenger RNA, 3682 nt
Organism: Biomphalaria glabrata
Lineage: Eukaryota; Metazoa; Mollusca; Gastropoda; Planorbidae
Product: S-phase kinase-associated protein 2-like
Exons: 11
Coding region: 84-1556 (490 amino acids)
Biological process (GO): SCF-dependent proteasomal ubiquitin-dependent protein catabolic process
Cellular component (GO): SCF ubiquitin ligase complex
Molecular function (GO): protein binding
Source: RefSeq, a predicted model, not a curated record